CUCGGCGCCGCUCGCACGGAGCGCACUACAGCCGAACCGGGGCGGUGCGGGGCGGGCAUGGCACCGGGGAGCCGGCCCGGGGGGACGCUGCUGCUGCUGCUGCCGCUGCUGCUGGCGGUGCCGGCGGCGGGCGGCGGGUGCGCGGCGGAGGGCGGCCCGCUGGAGCCCUUCGAUGCGCUGUACGCCAGCGGCGUGGAGGCGUUCCACGGCGGGGACUUCGCGGGCGCGGCGCGCUGCCUGGAGCGGGCGCUGCGCAGCCGGCGGGAGCUGCGGGCGGCGCGGCUGCGGUGCCGCCGCCGGUGCCGGGCGCAGGUGCGGCUGGCGGAGCCGGGCCCGGGGCCCGCGGGGGACCUGCGGUUCUUCGGCUCGGUGCUGCGGCGCGCAGACUGCGUGCGGCGCUGCGAGGAGCCGCGCCUGGGCGCCGUGUCCCGCCACCGCGCCGCCGAGGAGGUGCGCUCCGACUUCCAGCGCAGGGUGCCCUACAGCUACCUGCAGCGCGCAUACAUCCAGCUGAACAAGCUGGAGGAGGCAGCAAAUGCAGCUCACACCUUCUUCAUGGCAAACCCUGAGCACAUGGAGAUACAGCAGGACCUGGAGAACUACAGGACCACGUCAGGGAAGGUCAGCUUGGUUGACCAGGAGGCCAGGCAGCACAUGGAGGACUACAGUGCAGGGGUGAGGCACUAUGACAAGGAGGAGUAUGAGCUGGCCAUCGAGCUCCUGGAGCGUGCCUUGCAAGGAUACUACUCUGAGGAUGAGGACUGCCAGCUCAUGUGCGAGGGGCCACAGAAAUUUGAGGAGCACGAGUACCUGGAUUACAAGGCUGGUCUCUACGAAGCUAUUGCAGAUCACUACCUGCAGGUGCUGGCCUGCAAGCACGACUGCGUGCGGGAGCUGGCCACGCGCGCGGGGCGCAUCUCGCCCGUCGACAACUUCCUGCCCCUGCACUACGACCACCUGCAGUUCGCCUACUACAGAGUUGGUGACUAUGCAAAAGCCCUGGAGUGUGCCAAGUCCUACCUGCUCUUCCACCCGGACGAUGAGGAUGUCCUGGAGAAUGCAGGUUAUUACGAGGGUCUCUUGGAAGGUACAGUGGAUCCAGCCACCAUCAAACCCAGAAAGGAAGCCAGGACGCUGCUGCGGCGCCACAAGCUGGAGUCCCACCUGCUGCAGGUGGCGGCGGCCGGGCUGGGAUAUUCCUACACGGAGCCGAACUACUGGAACAGGUACGGCGCCCGCCAGGACGAGCACAGUGUCCCAUCAGGUGUCAGCAGUGAAGCAGAGGAGGGGCCCCGGCUGUCCCUGGCCAAGAAACCCAUGCCAAAGCCAGAUCGAGAGCUGAAGGAGGGGGGCCCUCUUCUCUACAGCGAUGUGAAGUUUGUCUACAACUCUGAGCAGCUGAAUGGCACCCAGAGAGUGCUGCUGGACAACGUCAUCUCGGAGGAGCAGUGCCGGGAGCUGCACAGGGUGGCCAGUGGGAUCAUGUUGGCUGGAGAUGGUUACAGGGGCAAGACCUCCCCGCACACCCCGAAUGAGAGAUUCGAAGGAGCCACUGUCCUCAAAGCCCUCAAGAGCGCCCGCCUGUUCUACGACAUCAGCGAGAAGGCGCGCAGGAUCGUGCAGUCCUACUUCCUGCUCAACUCCACGCUCUACUUCUCCUACACGCACCUGGUGUGCCGCACGGCGCUGAGCGGCCAGCAGGAGCGAAGGAAUGAUCUGAGCCACCCUAUCCAUGCUGACAACUGCCUCUUGGACCCCGAGGCCAACGAGUGCUGGAAGGAGCCUCCUGCCUACACCUUUCGGGAUUACAGUGCCCUCCUGUACAUGAACGCAGAUUUUGAAGGUGGCGAGUUCAUUUUCACCGAGAUGGACGCCAAAACUGUGACAGCCUCCAUCAAGCCCAAGUGUGGGAGGAUGAUCAGCUUCUCGUCGGGCGGCGAGAACCCCCACGGGGUGAAGGCUGUCACCAAGGGCCAGCGCUGUGCUGUGGCACUCUGGUUCACCCUGGACCCUCUCUACAGAGAGCUGGAGCGAAUCCAGGCUGAUGAAGUGAUUGCAAUGUUGGACCAGGAGCAUCUAGGACCCAGUGAAAUGAACAUCAACCCAAAGGAUGAGCUAUGAACUAGGCCAAAGACUUUUUCUAUUAAAUAUUUAUUUAAUAUUGUUAAUCUUAUUAGAACCCUUCUAUUUUUGUACAGAGAUGCUGUAUAAAUUAACAGGUUAAUAUGAUUGUGGAGUUUCAGGAAUGCCUCUUCUGUGUUUAGCACAGCUUUUGCUGGAACCCUCAUCCCUGUGCCAGCAUCUCCUGGUGGGGCUGACUCUGCUUCCAGAAUUCCCUGUUUUUCUCUAGCACUUCUCAGGACUCAUUCAGGCCCACUCUACCCCCUUGGAAAACCUAUUUUCUUUAUUUCUCAACCAAAAAUAGCUGCUUCUCUUUAGCAUCUGCUGGAGAAAAGUCUCAGGUGUCCUAAUGCACCAGUCUUCCUGCUCCUGUUUCCUGCCAGGGGAAACUGGAACACAAAAACUGGAGUUAUGACUGUCCCUCACCAUUUGAAAUAUGCCUUUUAGGGGAAAAAAACAAAGGAAAACCCAAGUCCUAGCAAAGUGAGACACCUCUGCAAUCAUGCAAAGCUGGUGUUUGGGCAUUAAUUCUGAGCAGAAGCCCCCUCUUCCCAUCCAGUCACUGGCUCCAAAGGCUGUAGACAAGGAUUGUCCUGUAGAGACCUCCUCAAAAGCUGGUCUUGGGCAAGAUAAGGGGAACUCUGUGGAAUAAGAAAUGCCCAGACUGUCAAGAGGGAACUAUUACCACCCAGAAAAUGCUGGAAGAGUCAUUUCCUGCACCUCCUCCAAUGCUGCAUCUGCAGAGGAAAAGUCUCUGAGUAUUUUAAGCCACCAGUAUUGCUUUUUCCUUUGUUAUCUCCCUUCCUCAUGGAUUGUUGAAAAGAUUCAUCAGGUUGGCUCCCCAAAGAGCUGCCUACAGGUCUCUGCCUUUGAAGAGCCUUCCCUGCUUAAGUGCCUCUUCUGUAAAUGCUUAACUGCAUCUCCCUUUUCAAAGCCAGAGGAAAAGCUGGGGAGAAGAAGGGGAGGGCAGCUGCUCAGUUUGGAGAGCUGACCCCCAUUUCAUUGUCCAGUCUGCUGCCUCCAAGGCUUGACUGAAUGCUGCACCUUCCAUGUGUGCCUGAACUCCAUGUGUGUCUGAACUCCAUGUGUGUCUGAAUUCCAUGUGUGUCUGAACUCCAUAUGUGUCUGAACUCCAUGUGUGCCUGAACUCCAUGAGUGCCUGAAUUCCAUGUGUGCCUGAACUCCAUGAGUGCCUGAACUCCAUGAGUGCCUGAAUUCCAUGUGUGCCUGAACUCCAUGAGUGCCUGAACUCCAUGUGUGUCUGAAUUCCAUGUGUGCCUGAACUCCAUGUGUGUCUGAAUUCCAUGUGUGCCUGAACUCCAUGUGUGCCUGAAUUCCAUGUGUGCCUGAACUCCAUGAGUGCCUGAACUCCAUGUGUGUCUGAAUUCCAUGUGUGCCUGAACUCCAUGUGUGCCUGAACUCCAUGUGUGCCUGAACUCCAUGUGUGCCUGAACUCCAUGUGUGUCUGAACUCCAUGUGUGUCUGAAUUCCAUGUGUGCCUGAACUCCAUGUGUGCCUGAACUCCAUGUGUGUCUGAAUUCCAUGUGUGCCUGAACUCCAUGUGUGCCUGAACUCCAUGUGUGCCUGAACUCCAUGUGUGUCUGAAUUCCAUGUGUGUCUGAACUCCAUGUGUGUCUGAAUUCCAUGUGUGCCUGAACUCCAUGUGUGCCUGAACUCCAUGUGUGCCUGAACUCCAUGUGUGUCUGAAUUCCAUGUGUGCCUGAACUCCAUGUGUGUCUGAAUUCCAUGUGUGUCUGUGCUGCCAUCCCCUGCAUCCAGGUGCAUCCUGCAGAGCUGCCCCAGCCCUCCCAGGCUCCCACCUGUUGCUUCCCCUGCCAGGACCUGCAGGGGCUGGCACAGGCCAUGGUGUGUUUGUUGCUGUGGUGGCUGGCCAGAGCUGUGUCUAAAUCCAGGGAAAAUAAACUAAACACAUCUGGGCC
Molecule: messenger RNA, 4061 nt
Organism: Oenanthe melanoleuca
Lineage: Eukaryota; Metazoa; Chordata; Aves; Passeriformes; Muscicapidae
Gene: P3H2
Product: prolyl 3-hydroxylase 2
Exons: 15
Coding region: 58-2121 (687 amino acids)
Biological process (GO): collagen metabolic process
Cellular component (GO): endoplasmic reticulum
Molecular function (GO): procollagen-proline 3-dioxygenase activity; L-ascorbic acid binding; protein binding
Source: RefSeq, a predicted model, not a curated record